GCUCGCCCUGGCUUGUAGGCGCGAGGCCUUCGCCCAGCUCUGCGGCAGCAUGGACCUGCAGGUCGGGAGUAACCAGGGCAUGCACAUGCUCAUUGUGCACCGCCUUGAGCGCCGCCUGCGGCUUUUAGACAUCAACCAAUUGGUUGAUGGCCUGAAUGGUUUGCAUCAGGCGGGCUACCAGGCAAUAAACCUGGGCCACUCCGCAUUUCAUGCGGAUGAACUCCUUCCGCGAUCUAAAUGCCCACCGUUCCGGCUUGGCCACAAGAUCGCGGCGGCGACUCUCAGGCUCGCCGUUCCUCAGUGGUUGUCGAGCACAAUCCCUUCCAGUGAGGACAAGGCCCACCGGGUUUAUGAAGCAAUGAUUGCAUUCACCUGGGUUGCAGAAGGACUUACAAUGGAAGGAUUCACCGAGCACAACUCGAGGAUUCUUCUUGCCAUAUCCGGCGACCUGGCGGAGUUGCCGUAUCCACCGCCUUUGGUUUGGAGCGUCGAAGGCCUGGUGGAACGGCUUAUGCCUCCAUGCCCUGUCCCGCAGCCAACGCUGCAAUGGGACCCAAGCCCUGUGCAGCAGGUCCACCUCGACGAGCUGGACUGA
Molecule: messenger RNA, 595 nt
Organism: Symbiodinium sp. CCMP2456
Lineage: Eukaryota; Dinophyceae; Suessiales; Symbiodiniaceae
Source: the annotation of a GenBank genome assembly